ACAAGAUAAGAAUAUAUCAAAUGUACCACUGCAUGAAAGAUUAAAAGAUCUACCAAUGAAAAGAGGCUGUGAUUUACAGAAAGAAAUUUUGAGUGAAGCAAGUUCUAGUGAAGCUGUUCGGGUAGCCGAUGUAACAGUUGAAAUCCCACCACCAUCAAAUGAUAAUGUAAAGGUUUUAUGUAGAAAGGAGGGGAAUAUGUUUUAUAUAAGUAAUAUUGUUAGUUAUAAUAACAGUACUUUAUCUAUCACUGAUCAAACACAACUAGCUCUUACCAGAUUAAAAGAUACCUUGAAUAAUUUAAAAGUUUCUACCAAGAAUAUAGUGUCUGUUUGUUUAUAUGUUAGAAACAUGGCGGAUUUUGCUGCAGUAAAUUCUGUUUAUAAAACAUUAUUUGAUAUUAAUCCACCAGUAAGAGGAUGUGUAGAAGUAUGUUUAUCACGGAAUAUAGAUUUACAGUUAGAUUGUAUUGGUUAUAUUAACGGUGAUGAUAAAUCAACGUUACAUGUACAGAGUAUAUCACACUGGGCGUCAGCUAAUAUUGGACCAUAUAGUCAAGCUGUCAAAUUUGAUGGUAAGAUAUAUGUUGCUGGUCAGAUAGCUUUAUGUCCAGCUAGUAUGACUAUUAUAGAGGGAGGUAUCGUACCACAAACACUACUGUCGUUACGUCAUACAGAUAGAAUAUUAGACGUCAUGGCACCUGACUGUACAUUAAAUAGUGUGUUAUUAUGUAUAUGUUACAUCACAAAACCAGCUUUUAUACCAGUCGUUAAAAGAGAGUGGAAGAAAGAGGCUAAAACAAUCAACAUAAAACAGUAUGGUGAAUUAGAGAGUUCUAAUCAUACUAGUUUAAUACAAUGUAUAGUUGUACCUACUUUACCUAAACAUGGUCUAGUUGAAUGGUUAGUUUAUGCUGCAGAACAUACAGCACAAUUAACAGAAUUAAAUAUUGUGGAGAAUUACAGUAAUCAUAAAGUUAAAAUAGAUGUUAUACAUUCUACUGAUAGUCAAAAUAUUUUUACAUGUAAAGCUUCCUUAGAAUUAACAUCUAAUGCCGGUUUAAUAUAUAAAGAUUUAAUACAGCAUUUAUUUGAAGAAUAUGAUAAAGUAUUAAUAAAGAUGAAGUUAGACUGGAGAUCUGUACCGUUAUUACGGAUCUUCUUCCCUACUUCAAUCUUUAAUUAUGAUCAGUUAUUUAAUGAUGUAAACAGAAGUAUCGAGUCAUUAACGGAUGUCACACCUGUAUUUUCACUUGUACCAGUUAUAGCUCUUGAUACACCUGCACAAAUAAUGGCCGUCUGUCAUUGACCUGUAAAUAAAAUUGAAAUGUGAUUAUUUUGAAUAAAUCUGUGAUAUGUAA
This is a messenger RNA of Patella vulgata (common limpet), 1358 nucleotides long. RefSeq lists its product as uncharacterized. The record is from RefSeq and is a predicted model, not a curated record. Gene Ontology annotation, biological process: protein histidyl modification to diphthamide. The coding region runs from base 56 to 1306 and encodes 416 amino acids. NCBI's taxonomy places the organism in Eukaryota, Metazoa, Mollusca, Gastropoda, Patellidae. The transcript is spliced from 10 exons. Gene Ontology annotation, molecular function: diphthine-ammonia ligase activity.